This is a messenger RNA of Adineta ricciae, 987 nucleotides long. NCBI's taxonomy places the organism in Eukaryota, Metazoa, Rotifera, Eurotatoria, Adinetida, Adinetidae. The record is from the annotation of a GenBank genome assembly.
AUGAAGCUCUUUGGAAAAUCCCUAUUAGGAUCGAGAAUGAGUGAUAUCUAUAUAUUUGCUGCUAUCCUUCUCGUUGUUGAUGCAGCCACCGGUGGACACAUUAAACCAGCGAAUUUUACGCCAGCACACAAGAAUGAUUUCAGUUAUUAUGGCCAUUAUAAUACCGAUUGGAUCAUACCCAUUUAUUGUGUUACUGGAGUGGCCUAUGGAAUGGUCGAAUUAAUCAGAAGAGUCAUUCCACGAGAUAUUGUCGGCGGCGAUCCUGAAAAGUUACAAAGAAUGGAUGCUCUGGUACAUAUAUUUUACGAAGUUUCAGGCACUGCCGGAGCUUUUGCAACUGCUUUGGGCUUGAUUCCACGACUUGAAUGGUCACAAAUUAUUGUAGGUGGCUCAAAUUUUGGCGAACUACUCGGAGCUUUCUCCGUCUUUCUUCUUGCUAAUUAUGUUAAAACACCGAUACCUUGGUUACGCUUAGAUGCAAUCAUGUUACUGAUUAUUUGGUACAUUCCAUACUAUUAUCCAUCUGUAGGUGAAGUGAAAUGUGCUUGGAUUAUCGCUGCUACAUUUAUUCCUAUCUCUUUUGGUUGGGCAGCGGGUGAUGUGUCUCUUGCAGCAUAUAUUCAGACACUAUUGGGACGUCUUGAAUCCAAAGAUAAGGAAGUUUCACCGUUAGGUGCUGUCAUGGCUUUUCUAUAUUCAUCUUACAUCAUCAUCUAUGCCAUUGCCAAUCCACUCCUAGGUAAAUAUAUCGAUAGUGUCUACAAUUCAACAGGAAGUGUCAGGCCAGCACUUGUCAAUACAGCUGCUGUUCAACUAACUGUCAUUUCAGUUAUGGUAUUCAUUUCGACGAUGAUUCCAAAAGGUGCGAUUGCGUGUAAUCCAAAACUAGAUGAUGACCAGGCUGUAGAAAAUGCUGAAACUAUAGAUGCUGUACCGAACAGUACACCUCCAAAAUAUUCAAUUUCUGACACAGUUGUGCAUGUCUAA